Echinostoma caproni is the source of this 939-nucleotide messenger RNA. The record is from the annotation of a GenBank genome assembly. Lineage: Eukaryota; Metazoa; Platyhelminthes; Trematoda; Plagiorchiida; Echinostomatidae.
AUGUUGUACAAAACUGUUUGUCUGUUUCUUUUUGUUGCUCUGUGCGCUUCCGGGGACACAUAUGACCCACAAAAAAAUGUACUUAUUCUAACAGAAAACGUAUGGAUCAAGGAAAGUCACUCACUUUUCAUAAAACAGCUCACUGAAAGAGGAUUUCAGCCCACAGUGCGAGUUGCUGAUGACCCUUCAUUAACGUUGACUAAAUAUGGAGAAUAUCUUUAUAGGCACGUGAUACUGUUGGCACCAUCAGUUAAUGAGUUCGGGGGAUCUCUCAGCGUGAAAGAACUGGUGAAAUUCAUCGACGAGGGUGGUAAUGUUGUGGUUACCGGAAGUAGCGAUAUUGGUGAAGCCAUACGAGAUCUGGGUAGCGAAUGUGGAGUCGAGUUUGAUGAAUCGGGCACAGCUGUAAUUGACCAUUUUAAUUAUGAUGUCGCUGAUGAUGGAACGCAUACGAAAAUUGUCGUUUCUCCGAAAAACUUGAUUAAGAGCUCCGUUAUUGUAGGGAGCGAGAAUAAAAAUGAUUUUCUUUACCGAGGAGUCGGAAUCUCCUCUGAUCCCACGAACCCGUUAUUGGUGAACAUAUUACAAGCUGAUCGAACUGCAUACAGUUAUAGUACCUCAAAGUCGGUUAUUGAUUACCCAAACACCGUUGGAACAAACACACAUCUCAUCGUUGCCCUUCAAGCUCGGAAUAACGCGCGCGUGUUGUUCUUGGGUUCACUGGAUUUCCUCUCAAAUGAGUUUUUCAGAUCUUCAACAAAAGCUGCAAUUUCUGAGGUAAUAUGUAAGGUUGACACGGAUCGACCUAUUUUGGGGGAAGGGAAGACGCCAUUGCUGUCGGUUCAGUUGUAUCAUCCAAUGUCUCCAACCAACCAGUUGCAGCAUAUUUCGGACCCCAACCUGGGCGCGAAACAUCUACCCUUCCUCAUCCUUCUGUGA